This is a messenger RNA of Penicillium oxalicum, 1104 nucleotides long. RefSeq names its product phosphatase PAP2 family protein. Gene Ontology annotation, molecular function: phosphatidate phosphatase activity. The transcript has 3 exons. Bases 1 to 1104 code for a protein of 367 amino acids. The record is from RefSeq and is a predicted model, not a curated record. Gene Ontology annotation, biological process: phospholipid metabolic process. Lineage: Eukaryota; Fungi; Ascomycota; Eurotiomycetes; Eurotiales; Aspergillaceae.
AUGGCGCACAUCUCGAAAAUGCUCAUCCUGUCCUACUUCAUCGACUGGGUGUUUAUCAUUGGUGUCGCCCUGAUCGGCUAUGGGUUCUACAAGCAAGACCCGAACCAGCAUGCAUUCUACCUCUCAGACCCGAGCAUUUCCUACCCCUACAAAGAGAACGAAACUGUCUCAACCGCUGCCUUGAUAUUAGCCUCCGUCCUGGCGCCCGCCGUCAUUGUCUUCGUGGGGGCGAUCUUCGUUCCCGGCACUGCUGCGGUCGGAGGGCCAAAGCCGGCAAUGUCGCAACUGCUUCUUCGCAAGUUCUGGGAGUGGAAUGCCGGCUGGUUGGGAUUGGGACUGGCACUGGCCAGUACCUGGACGGCCACGCAGGGGUUGAAGACUCUGCUGGGCAGGCCACGACCCGAUCUCCUCGGCCGCUGCAAUCCGGACACGUCCAACAUCGCGCAGUAUAUUGUGAGCGGAUUGGGUGGACAAAUCUCAGGCGCUCCAAGUAUGGUAGACUGGAGGAUCUGCCGCAAUCAGGAUCGUACAUUACGUAUCGAUGGAUUCUCCAGCUUUCCCAGUGGUCAUGCGUCCUUCUCCUUUGCUGGACUGGGCUACCUGACCCUCUGGCUCGCGGCAAAGGGCUCGGUCGUUUUCCCGUAUCUUCCCCAGUUCCCCGUCGAAGGUGACGACUACAGCGAUGAUCGAUCCUCGGUCCGUAAUCGUGGUGCCGCGCCGCCCGUACUGUCGAUGAUUCUCGUCUUCGUGCCCACUUGCGUGGCUUUUUUCAUUGCGUCUUCUCGAUGGUUUGACUAUCGACACCACGGCUGGGAUAUCAUCGCCGGUGCCCUCAUUGGCAUUUUCUUUGCGUGGAUCGGCAUUCGAAUGUAUCAUUUGCCUCUUCAACGUGGUGCUGGAUGGACAUGGGGCCCGCGCAGUGCUCGGCGUGCCUUUUUUAGAGGCAUGGGUUUCCCAAGCUCCGUGGGUGCAGACAGCUGGUCUCGUCCAGAUGACCGUCGUCCGGCUGUGCAUUCGAACGGCAUCAGCUCAGUCGAGCCCGGGCACGACGUGGAAAACAUCCCAAUGCAAGAGGGUCGAACCUUACCUGGCGACAGGGUCUGA